AUGAAAAAGCAUUCCACCAGUCUGAGGGUGAGACUGCCUGUCCUGGUGCUGGUUCUGGAGGUUCUCCUCCUAGCCCUCUACACUGCCUUUGUCACCUAUGACAACGAUACUAAUGCUAAACUGCAGAACAAUGAGACCAAACCCAUGGACAACGCACUGUACCGAGAUUACCCAUACUUUGCUGACAUUCAGGUGAUGAUAUUCAUUGGAUUCGGCUGCCUUCUGGCCUUCUUCCGUCUCUACGGCUUCAGUGGGAUGGUAUUCAACUUCCUGACGGCCACCUUCGCCAUCCAGUGGGCCAUCCUGGUACAGGGCUACUUCCAGUUCAGCCAUGCUGGGAAGAUCCACCUGGGGGUUAUCAACCUGAUCAAUGCUGAGUUUGCCUGUGCCGUGGUGCUCAUUUCCUUCGGGGCCGUCCUGGGAAAGACCAGCCCAGUGCAGCUCCUAGUCAUGGCCCUGCUGGAGGUCCCAGUGUUCUCAGUCAAUGAAUGGGCCGUGAUCAAGUAUCUGAGGAUCAAUGAUGCAGGGGGAUCCAUCCUCAUCCACCUGUUUGCCUGCUAUUUCGGCCUGGGUGUAACAUUUGUCCUGUACAGGCCACGUCUGAACGAGGGUCACGCCAAGGAGAACACCAGCUACCAGUCAGACAUCCUGUCAGUUAUGGGAACCCUGUUCCUCUGGGUGUUCUGGCCCUCCUUUAACUCUGCUCUAACCCUGAAGGGAGACGACCAGCACAGGGCCAUCCUGCACACCUUCAUAGGCCUCAGCUCCUCCACCCUCACCGCCUUCGCUCUCUCCGCCAUGCUCAACAAGAACGGCAAGAUCACAAUGGCCGACAUCCAGAAUGUGACCCUGGCGGGCGGGGUGACAGUGGGGGCGUCGGUGGAUAUGAUGAUCUCCCCCGCGGCUGCGUACGCACUGGGUGUGAUGGGCUGCACCGCCUGCAUGCUGGGAUACAAAUACCUCAGCCCCUUCCUGGCCCGCCACCUCCGGAUCCAGGACCAGUGUGGUAUCCACAACCUGCAUGGCCUCACAGGACUCAUAUCCUGUGCCGCAGGGUUAUGUGCCAUCCUGACAGCCACUGAAGAGGUGUAUGGACCCAGUAUGUAUGAGAUCUUUAGCCACAGGGCACCUAUGGAAGGAGAUCCUAAGCUUCUGGAGCUCCGGGAGUUGAUCCCUGGUCUGCAGCCAGGUCUGGGGCGCAGUGCCAGGGAACAGGCCCUCUACCAGGUGGCAGCUGUGUUCUCCACUAUGGGAGUGGCAGCACUAGGGGGCGUAUUGACAGGCUUUGUGUUGAAGCUGCCGUAUCUUGCAUCACCCUCAGAUGACCUCUGCUUUGAUGAUGAGCUGUUUUUCAACGUUCCGCCCGACUAUGAUUGUUCGAUGGCCCUAAACGGUCAAAUCAAAACUGAGGAUUCGACAGCCGCAUAG
Molecule: messenger RNA, 1428 nt
Organism: Coregonus sp. 'balchen'
Lineage: Eukaryota; Metazoa; Chordata; Actinopteri; Salmoniformes; Salmonidae
Source: the annotation of a GenBank genome assembly